Messenger RNA from Neodiprion virginianus, 1729 nucleotides. RefSeq names its product transcription initiation factor TFIID subunit 13 (gene Taf13). The record is from RefSeq and is a predicted model, not a curated record. Gene Ontology annotation, biological process: transcription by RNA polymerase II. Gene Ontology annotation, cellular component: transcription factor TFIID complex. Lineage: Eukaryota; Metazoa; Arthropoda; Insecta; Hymenoptera; Diprionidae. Bases 109 to 492 code for a protein of 127 amino acids. Gene Ontology annotation, molecular function: protein heterodimerization activity. The transcript is spliced from 3 exons.
GAUCUCUGACAAGUGUUGGAGUUUUCCACGAGAGUUUUCUGUCAAUUAAUCUUGUUCAAAAGUCGUUAUUUAAUUGCCAGAUUCUUGUGAAUCAAACAAAAUACGUCAAUGGCUGCGGAAGAAAAUUACGAGCAGUUCGAAGAUGAGGAGACGGAGAUUCCGAUCGGAGGAACGCUUCCGGGUGGAAGAAAACGGUUAUUUUCAAAGGAGCUCCGCUGCAUGAUGUACGGAUUUGGCGAUGACCAAAAUCCAUACACCGAAAGCGUAGACUUUCUGGAAGAUUUGGUGAUCGAAUUCAUCACCGAAAUGACCCACAGGGCAAUGGAAAUUGGACGCACAGGCAGAGUGCAAGUCGAAGACAUUGUCUUUCUUGUGAGGAAAGAUUCUAGAAAAUAUGCCAGAGUUAAGGAUCUGCUGACAAUGAAUGAGGAGCUUAAAAAAGCAAGGAAAGCCUUUGACGAAGUGAAAUACGCAGGUACUGUCAAUCAGUAGGAAACCGGUUGAUUGAUAUUAUCAAGUAAAAACAAAAAUAUCAUUGGUAGAGGUGUGUGAAUUCAUGAUUUUUUGGUUUUCGUUAUUGUAGAGUCUAAUCCAAGUCUUAUUGCAAUAUAUGAAUAAUUAGCUAAUCAAACACAUUCCGAAGUAUUUUCUGAAACAAGUUUUCAUCAUAGCAUAAUAUCCAAUCAGGCUUGAAUCAGACUCGUUAGUUUUAGUUUAUUGCGUAUAAAAUAGAGCUAUGAUUUGUUGUUUAUGAACUGAUCGAGCGAUGGUUUCUAACAGGAAUGGGUGGCGUUACUGUAAAUAUUGCAUCCUCACCAUUGUUACUAUUUUUUGUUUGGUUUGUUUUAUUACUAUGCAAUUGGGUGGACUUUGUCAUGUUUAAGUGAUUGCGCUAUUGAAACUAAAUAUGGAGGUCACUGAGUUUCAAUAAUUGAUCAAAUUGGUCUGUUUUAUUAAAUUUAAUACCAGGUAGCAUGUAAUUAGUGUUUUGCAUCUCAUUUUUAUUUUGAAUAGUCGGUGUCAUAUAUAUUGUAAAUAAGUGUUGCAUCAUAAUUGAUUAAUUAUUGAGUUGCGUUUUAGAAUGUUAAACCAAAACAAACAAGGUUGCCUGUUGAAUUCAUUCGAAUGAAUAUCUUUUGUACGUUUAUACUUGAAUACCAUGGUACUUUAAUGAAUACAUUUAACAAUCGUUUUGGGUGAAGAUUAGAAAUGUGUACUGAUGUUGCAUAAUUACUACGUCAUCUAACUAAGUGAUAAUGAAUCAACAUAGUAUCAUAUUUGAAUAAAUAUUUUAAACGGAAUCAGAAACGCUUGGUCUUAGUAACAACCUAUAUUUUACCGGCAGAAUAACAUCGUGCGGUGAAAAGAAAUACCUUGGUUAAAGAAGGAGAAGGAAAUGUGUAAAAAUACUUGUAUGGGCGCAAAUCAACUAUGCAAAUGGUCUGCCAAUUGCAAUUUGCUGCAAUUUUCAAUUGGGCUUUGACACAGCCUAUUUAAUAUCACUGCGACAUGAUCAUCGAAUCCCAGACUGCAACCAGAUUCUCGAUUUUCACGGAGUGAUAUGUUUGAUGCAGUACAGAGUGAGUUUCUUGACUUGUUGAAGAAUAAUUCAUCUCCGUAUGUAUGUACAUAUAUUUAUGUGUCUAUUUGUGAUGACUGGAUUGAAUUUAUUUGUACAUUCAUGUAACUUGCUCAGGAUUUUACCAAUAAUCAAUGUAUGGGCGUUGUA